AUGAUGGCAAAACCAAAUGGUAAAAUUCAAUUCAAGAAUUUACAAAGUCAUGGAGUAUUAGCGGAUCCAGAUUUUCCAAAGAGAACGUGGAAAUUAUUAAAGACAGCAAUGAGACAAAUUCAUCAACAAAAUGCAAGUAAUCUCUCAUUUGAAGAGUUGUAUAGAAACGGAUACAAUAUGGUAUUACAAAAACAUGGUGAUUUAUUAUACAAUAAUCUAAAGAAGAUGGUCGAUAAACAUUUGAAAGCGGUUGCUAAAACUGUAUCAGAAUCAAUCGAUGAAAAGUUUCUACUAGAAUUAAACUCGAGUUGGAUCAAUCACAAGACUUCAAUGUUAAUGAUUAGAGAUAUCUUGAUGUAUAUGGAUAGAAACUAUGUUAAACAAAAUAAUCUCUCUAGUGUUUUUGAUCUUGGACUUUACCUUUUCAGAGAUAAUGUGGCUCAUUGUUCAACAAUUAAAGAUAGAUUAUUAAAUACUCUCUUAUCAAUGGUACAAAAAGAAAGAGAAGGUGAAGUUAUUGAUAGAAUUUUAAUAAAAAAUAUAGUUCAAAUGUUAAUUGAUUUAGGAGUUAAUUCUAAAAAUGUAUAUAUUGAAGACUUUGAAAAACCAUUGUUAUUAAAGACAUCAUCACAUUAUCAAGCACAAUCACAAACUCUCAUUCAAACAUGUAGUUGUCCAGAUUAUAUGAAAAAGGUUGAAAUUUGCUUAAAAGAAGAGUUGGAAAGAGUUUCACAUUAUUUAGAUAGUAGUUCUGAACCAAAAUUAAAAGAAGUUUGUGAAAAACAAUUAAUUUCAAAUCAUAUGAGAACUUUAAUUGAUAUGGAAAACUCUGGUUUAAUUUCAAUGUUAAAAGAUGAUAAGAUUGAAGAUUUAAAGAGAAUGUAUAAUUUAUUUAGUAGAGUAUCAGAUGGUUUAAAUUUAAUGAAAGAUGUAAUUAGUAGUUAUGUUAAAGAAAUUGGUAGAGGAAUAGUAAUGGAUGAAGAAAAGACAAAAGAAUCAGGUACUUAUUUCCAAUCAUUAUUAGAUCUUAAAGAUAAAUAUGAUAACCUUUUACAAAAUGCAUUAUAUAAUGAUAAACAAUUCAUUCAUUCAAUUCAACAAGCAUUUGAAUAUUUUAUAAAUUUAAAUCCAAAAUCACCAGAAUAUAUUUCAUUAUUUAUUGAUGAGAAAUUAAAGAAAGGAUUAAAAGGAGUUAGUGAAGAAGAGGUUGAUAUCAUAUUGGAUAAGAUAUUGAUGUUGUUUAGAUUAAUUCAAGAAAAGGAUGUAUUUGAAAAAUACUAUAAACAACAUUUAGCAAAACGUUUAUUAUUGGGUAGAAGUAUAUCAGACGAUGCAGAACGUAACAUGAUUGCAAAGUUAAAGACAGAAUGUGGCUAUCAAUUCACAUCUAAAUUGGAGGGUAUGUUCACCGAUAUGAGAUUAUCACAAGAUACAAUGAGUGGUUUUAAAACUUAUAUUCAAAAUCUAAAGAAGGCAUUACCAAUCGAUUUGAAUGUUCACGUUUUAACCACUGGUUUUUGGCCAACUCAAAACACUGCAAACUGUAAUUUACCUCGUGAAAUCCUCUUAUGUUGUGAGGCUUUCAAAUCUUAUUAUCUAUCAAAUCAUAAUGGUCGUCUAUUGUUAUGGCAAACUAAUAUGGGUACCGCAGAAAUUAAAGCAAACUUCCCUUCGAAAUCUCACGAACUUCAAGUUUCCUCCUAUCAAAUGGUCAUCUUAUUACUCUUUAAUGACCAAUCGAAAUUAACCUUUAAAGAGAUUGCUGAUCAAACUGGUAUUCCAACUAUUGAUUUAAAGAGAAAUCUUUUAGCUUUAACAAAUCCAAAGAAUAAAAUUUUAGAUAGAGAAUUACCAUCAACAACAUCAUCAACAACAACAACAACAACAACAGCAACAUCAUCAUCAACUUCAACUUCACCAUCUAGUAGUUCAUCUUCAAUCUCCACUCCAACACCAAGUAAAUCAAUUGAUGAAUCCGAUGUAUUCGCUUUUAAUACUAAAUUUAAGAGUAAAUUAUUCCGUGUUAAAGUUAUGGCAGUCGUUCAAAAAGAAACACCAGUUGAAGAGAAAGAAACUCGUGAUAAAGUUGAUGAAGAUAGAAAACAUCAAAUUGAAGCUUCCAUCGUUCGUAUUAUGAAAGCUCGUAAAACACUUGAACACUCUAAUCUUGUCUCUGAAGUCAUCAAGCAACUUCAAUCUCGUUUUGUUCCAAAUCCAGUCAUUGUAAAGAAACGUAUCGAAUCUUUAAUUGAAAGAGAAUAUCUUGAAAGAUCAAAACAAGACAGAAAGAUUUAUAAUUAUAUGGCUUAA
Messenger RNA from Dictyostelium discoideum AX4, 2310 nucleotides. RefSeq names its product cullin C (gene culC). NCBI's taxonomy places the organism in Eukaryota, Evosea, Eumycetozoa, Dictyosteliales, Dictyosteliaceae. The transcript has 5 exons. Gene Ontology annotation, molecular function: ubiquitin protein ligase binding. The record is from RefSeq and is a predicted model, not a curated record. The coding region runs from base 1 to 2310 and encodes 769 amino acids. Gene Ontology annotation, biological process: signal transduction; ubiquitin-dependent protein catabolic process; protein polyubiquitination. Gene Ontology annotation, cellular component: cullin-RING ubiquitin ligase complex; nucleus; Golgi apparatus.